Messenger RNA from Scomber japonicus (chub mackerel), 755 nucleotides. Its product is annotated as transmembrane protein 50B. The transcript is spliced from 7 exons. Gene Ontology annotation, biological process: protein targeting to vacuole; late endosome to vacuole transport via multivesicular body sorting pathway. Lineage: Eukaryota; Metazoa; Chordata; Actinopteri; Scombriformes; Scombridae. The record is from RefSeq and is a predicted model, not a curated record. Bases 199 to 675 code for a protein of 158 amino acids.
AAGAAUACGCUUUAUAAGGAAACUGAAAUCAAUCACUGACUUUAAAGGUAGAAGUCAGAAGCAGAGCAGCCUGCAGUCAGCGAGGAGCAGCAGCUGUUAACAGAGACCGAAGAGGAGGAGGAAGAGGAAGAGGAAGAGGAAGGGAUCACCUGUGCAGAGAAGGAUCAGAGAACAAGAGAAAAGAGAAAGAGGACAUAGAUGGCGGGAUUUCUGGACAACUUCCGCUGGCCGGAGUGUGAAUGCAUCGACUGGGGAGAGAGGAGGAACGCUGUGGCCUCUAUCGUAGCAGGAGUGCUGUUCUUCACAGGCUGGUGGAUCAUGAUCGACGCGGCGGUGACGUAUCCCAACCCGGAGAAGAUGAACCACGCCUUCCACACAUGUGGCGUCUUCUCCACCAUCGCGUUCUUCAUGAUCAAUGCUGUUUCUAACGGUCAGGUGAGAGGAGACACGUACGGGGAAGGCUGCCUCGGCAGGACAGGAGCUCGUCUCUGGCUGUUUAUCGGCUUCAUGAUGAUGUUCGGCUCGCUCAUCGCCUCCAUCUGGAUCCUGUUCGGUGCCUACGUCGUGCCCAAGAAAGAAGUGGCACCGGGACUCGCUGUGUUUUUUCAGAAUGCCUUCAUCUUUUUUAGCACUUUGAUCUACAAGUUUGGCCGGACUGAAGAUUUAUGGGGUUAAAGGGUCUUUUUUUUUUCUUUCUCUUCUCACACACACACACACACACACACACACACACACACACACACACACACACACAC